AUGCCUCGAACCGCGACAGAAAAGCAAUCCCCAAAACCCUACGAUCGCCCGACGUUGAAGGCGAUGAAGCGUCCGGAGUUGCAAGCUUUGGCCAAGAAGGAGGGCAUCAAAGCCAAUAUGAAGUCUGAGGAAAUUAUAGUUAGCCUUCUCAUGAAACGAGAGAUGCUCGAAAGCAUCCUGCCGCCCCAGGAGGGGCAACCAGAAGAUGCGAGGGCGGCGACGAACGGGAUCCAGGACUCACAAACCCCUCAUCGCACAGAGGAUUCGUCUGUCGGCCGCGUACCCCAAAACGCCAACCUGCAAGUGCACGGAAGUAUCCUUCAUCCAUUGGUGGAGGGACGACGGCCGCAGAAUGACGCUCGAGUUGAACAACCGCCGAGCAUCUCAACGUACGAGGGACCAGCUGUACAAGGCGGUAGGGGCGAUCUUGAUCUAUUGGUUGGGGUGGCGGCCCAGCAGAGCACCUCUACAGUCGCUUCUGGACGGGUGUCUGUAUUUCCUCCCCAAAGAGAACCGAGGACGCCACCUGGCUCAUCGUAUACCAGUGAGUCCCUUGACAAAAUUCCACCACCAACGGUCGUGCUGAUGAACUUUGCAGACGACCAGAGCUCUAAAUACCGUAUAUCCACACCAUCGCGGUUCCCUGCCCGCAUUCCUGCAUCUCCGAGUUCUUCAGCAUCUCCGGACUCCCCAACGCAGGAACCCGGAAAAGUGGUCUCUGCGAAGAUGAUCAGGCAGUACCGUCGACAGUGGGCAACCCUAAGGAACAAGGCAGCGCCACUGAGGCAAGAAGUUGCGAAUAUUUGCAAACUUCUCGACUCGACCGAGGCAAAAUUUGAAAGGCAGAAGGCUGAACUUGAAGACUUGCGCUGCAUGAGGGAGGCGACGGAACAUGUGCUCGAGCAGUUCAAGUACAACAGGCAUCUCUAUGACGGAACGGGCAACAUGGAGGCGGGAGACGCGAAGGAAUGGCAGGACGCAUGCGCAGACUCCUGGAAGCCCAAGGCCCUCAAGAUGCGCGAGGACCUCGACGCGGAUUCGACAGCCGAUGAGUUGGAAGAUGAGGAUGAUGGAGUCGAUGCGUACGGGUGGGACGUCGAGGAUGAUAGCGACGAAAGGCUCAGGCAAGGCCCAAGCCCCCAUAUUCCUUUAGAAGAACAAGAAGGCAUCGAGACACGUCAGGCAACAAUCACUGUCUGCAACUCCCUCUCCGUCCUCGUUGUUGGCUGUGAAGAUGAACCCGCUCUUGCGUACAUGGCUACCCCACACAAGGCAGGCACAACCCCGACAAAACCACCUACACCGAAGGUCGCGAAGGUGGUCCCCCUUCCUCACAGCCCUCCCCAAACACCUCCGCAAGCGCGACAUGAGGCACAUGAGGGUACUUCAGCACUAAGUGCCCCAUAUAAUCCUCCAGGCGGAGGCCCCAACAUCCCUGGCAGCGGAGGCUCUGUUUCCUUCACGGGAACACCUCUAUUGGACGCGUUAUUGACAACUGCUGUUGGUCUCGGGGCAGUCUUCGUUGGAGGGGUCCUCUACGUUAAGUGGUAUAAGAAGAAUGUUCUAGACAAAAUUGAGGCAGCCUUCUCACCCGGUUAUGAUCCCGCGCUGGAGUUGGCAAAACACCAUACGACGAAGAAAGCGCCUGUAGACGACACAUCCGUCGAGCCACUCUUCGAGGAAGAAGAACCAUGGACGCAAACUCUGCGUCGCAAGGAACAGGAUACGAUUGACCAUAUUAUUCACGGGCAGGAAUCCGGGCAUUACUUUAUGUUGCUUGGUCCAAAGGCAUGCAUGCUUCAUCUCAUUCUUCUUUUAGAGAAAGUAAUUUGA
Cyclocybe aegerita is the source of this 1833-nucleotide messenger RNA. NCBI's taxonomy places the organism in Eukaryota, Fungi, Basidiomycota, Agaricomycetes, Agaricales, Hemipholiotaceae. The record is from the annotation of a GenBank genome assembly.